Verruconis gallopava is the source of this 1613-nucleotide messenger RNA. RefSeq lists its product as uncharacterized. Bases 45 to 1250 code for a protein of 401 amino acids. The record is from RefSeq and is a predicted model, not a curated record. Gene Ontology annotation, biological process: biosynthetic process. The transcript is spliced from 2 exons. Gene Ontology annotation, molecular function: pyridoxal phosphate binding. NCBI's taxonomy places the organism in Eukaryota, Fungi, Ascomycota, Dothideomycetes, Venturiales, Sympoventuriaceae.
CACGACUGUUCAAACCUCUGCGAUAUUCUCUCGUCUCGAACGGAAUGGACGGUAACUUUGGCUUCAACAAGCUCCACUAUUGGCUAUGCUCAGGCAAGCCAGACACCAUCAGCAUCGGUGGCAGCGCACCACCUAGCCUCACACUCAGCGACAUGGUCGAGCUUUCCACGGACCCCAAAAUCACCCAGGCGGCCUUGGACUUUGGUCAUAUCAAGUUCGACGUCGGGAGCCCCCAGGGUAACCGCCAGCUUCGCGAGACGAUAGCGGCGACAUACAACAAGGAGCUGUCGCAGCUUUCGCCCGACGACGUGAUCGUGGCCAACGGGACCACGGGGGCGAAUCACAUCGUUCACCAGUCGCUCUUGAAGUCCGGGGACCACGUUAUAUGUCAGUACCCCGCCUACGGGCCUUGCAUCGAGGAGCCCGAGCACAUCGGCUGCAACAUCUCGUACCUUCGCCUCGACCCUGACAACGGCUGGGCGCUGGACAUGAAGCAGCUGGAAGGCUUGAUCCGGCCAGGCAGGACCAAGCUGCUUGUGGUGAACAACCCGGUCAACCCGACGGGGACGCAUCUCACAACGGCUGAGCAGAGGGAGAUCGUCGCACUGUGUAAGAAGUACAAUGUUGUCGUCCACUGCGAUGAGAACUUCCACUCGCUCUAUCACGCCGACGGCGACGUCCCCACGUCCGUGAUCGAGCACGCCGCCCUCGACUACGACAACGUCGUCGUCACACAGUCGCUGUCUAAGGUGUACGGUCUCUCCGGCGUGCGAAUCGGAUGGAUAGUAACACGGUCGGCAGAUCUGCGAAAGACCUUCCUGUCCUACCGCGUCAUGUCCUUGGUGUCCGUUUCGCUCAUCGAUGAGGCCAUCGCGCUAGAAGUCCUCGGUCCUCGUGUUCGGCCGCGGAUUGUUUCCAAGAACCUGCAGCUGGCGAAGACAAACAUCGGUCUUCUCCAGGCGUUCAUCGACGCUCACCCAGAAGUCUGCGACUGGGUACCACCGACUGCUGGCUCGACCGUUUUCGUCAAGUUCAAGGAUCCCGGUACGGGAGAGCUUGUCGACGAGGUUGAUUUCUGUAAGAAGUUGCAUGAGAAAAAGAAACUGAUGCUGGCGCCGGGCACGAUUUGCUUCGGGCACGGCGAUUUAAAGGACGAAUUCAAGGGAAGAAUUCGCAUACAUUUCACAUGCCCUACGGAGAAACUCAAAGCCGGGCUGCAGCUUCUCGAUGAGUUCUUGGCUGAAUUGUAGAAAGAAUCGUAUAAACAUCCGUCUCGUAAUUUGCGGUGGCGUUAGGCAGACCUGCGCUGUUAGACAUCAAAAUAAUCCGCAUUAAGAAAUGUCAAAGACAGGAGUAAUUUGAGCAGCAAAGCCAAGUUUCUCAUUCAUAAGAAUGUCAGAACACUAUGUUCUAUGCUACUCAAUAUAAUUUUUUUGGGGUUGGUUUGUUGGGGGGUUAUUUUUUUUUCUUUUCGAAGGGAUGUGUCUGUGUUUAGCACCGUUUAGUCCACAAUGAAUUUGGUGCUGAAUUUGGUGGAUAUUUGUGACUAUAAUCGCAGCUCUCUCUACUCUUUCCCGAGAUGGCACCUCUCGUUCGGUCUGCUAAUAAAUCAU